This is a messenger RNA of Scomber scombrus (Atlantic mackerel), 2878 nucleotides long. RefSeq names its product trophinin associated protein (gene troap). The transcript has 14 exons. Lineage: Eukaryota; Metazoa; Chordata; Actinopteri; Scombriformes; Scombridae. The record is from RefSeq and is a predicted model, not a curated record. The coding region runs from base 170 to 2074 and encodes 634 amino acids.
UAACAAGUGGUUUUUAAAUUUACACAGAACGCCCGGAAAACAACAAAAACAUUUGGGAUUAAUCGUAUCAGAAAGAAUUCAGACUUUAUCGGAUGCUGGGAAAGAAGUAACAGGCCCUUUUCCUGUUUUUAAAUCGUUCUCCACACCUUCACCUCCUAUUGUCAUCAUUAUGGACUCCUCACAAGUCCUUCGUCAGCAAAGUCACAACAAAAUCCACGGUGACUUGUUAAGAGUAAAGAAUGAACAUAACAAAAUGCUGGCGGACCCAAAGCCUCUCAAACAUGUGUCUGCUACACGCAAAAAAGAUAUUGAGAACCGAGAUCCAGGAAGCUCAGAAAUAGGUAGGAAGACACCUGUGCGGCCGGGUGUAAGCAGGCUUCCAGUGCUAGCAAAGUCCCAUCGUCUUCAGACUCCCUCUGACUUUACUCAGACCCACCGCAGGUGGGAGGACAAACCCUUGGCUGGGAAAGCUAAGACGAAAAAGUCAUGCACCAGGCCUGUCCCUUUCAACUUUUCUCAGCCCAAGAACUCAAGAAUGCCCACCGAAGCUCCACAGCCCCUAUUGGCUUCACAAUCAAGGCUUAAGGCUCAUGCUGUCCAACCUGAAAACAAUGCUUGUGUAAAAACCCCAAACAAAAAUGCAAAACUUUCCAAACAUCCAGCUCUUUUAAACAGUAUUGGGGACGCAACCAAAAGGGCAGGAAAGUCUCAUGGAAAAGUGACAGAAAAAUCCCACCUGUCAGGCCAGUCUGGGCCUUCAAACAAAUGUAAGACUAAUAAUGCUAUACAUGAGAACAGCACUGCUAUUAGUGCAGAGGCCUGUUUGGAUAACUUGAACCUGCUCAGUCUCAAAGAUCCAUCCAAGACAUCCCAUGUUAGCCAGAACAAUUCAAAAGGUCCAACUGACAAAGGCGAGAAGUUCCAGACUGACCAUGCUGCUCUGCUCAGUGUCCUCCUGAAUGAGGGACAGCCCCAACGAGUUUCUGUCAAGAAGAGUCGUCUCAAGGCUGAAUCUACUACAGGAUCAGCAAGUUCGGUGCAGUUCUUCCCAGAUCCUUCUGCACUGAAAAGUAUUCUCCUGAACGAAGGGGUGAAGCCUGGAUUGCCCGUGGGUGCCACACCCCGAAACUCAGUCCGUCCAUCAGGCAGAGGGACUUCGAUUUACACAGCCCAGAGAGUCCCAGUCAGAAAAGAUUGUGCAGAGGCAACCAGAGGAGCAGUGGCAUUAAGACUCAAAGAGACUCCGUCAAAGCAAUGGACGCCACAGAGGGUCCGCGACACCAGGCAUCAGCCCAUGUCCUCCAUGAAAUGGCAUCUGUCGACACCAUACACCGGCACUCCCGGGCUGAGGCACUGCAACACCAACCUACAGCCACGCCAAGAGGAGGUCGUCCAGAGAUUAUUUGAUGAUCAAGAGGAGGAGUGGAGCACAAAUGUGGCCGAGAAAGUUCCAAAGACACAAGCAGAGCAGCUCCCAGUUCAAGCUUCAACUAUUGAAUCUCAGUGUGAAGAAAACUCAGAGAAGAGCAGGACCAACAGUGAGGAGGAUGAGGAGAACAAACAGAUUACGGGAGAACAGCCAUUCCUCCAAGCGCCUCAAAGACAGUCGGUCAUUUUUUUCUCAGCAGGCAAACAUCUGCUCAGAGCUCCACGUUUUGAGAAGCAGGAGAGCUCAGUCCAUCAGGAGCAGCACGGUGCGGUCUCAUCAGAACAGGGGAAAGUUCUUAGGGUACAUGAAGGAAAGUCAUCUGUGUCAGAAACAAGCUGUCAGAUCAAGAGUCUGCACAGAGACCUCACUGUUCAGAAAACUUGUGCUCUAAAUCCUGCCGUGGCAAUACUGCGCAAGCGCCUUCCUCCCCUGGAGGAGCUGCUAAUGGACGAGGAGGUGGCCACCUACACCUCUGUGGCGGCCCCGGCUGCCAACGGGGUCCUCCCUCCUCGGCCCCGAUGUGAAAAUCCGAUGGCCUCCAUCCUGCACCUCGAAGAGUCAACUAGAUUUGUUCCAAUUGACUUCAAUCUCUCCUCUGGCCCUCCUUCUCCACUUAGAGGAGAUGAUAUGAUACGUGAGAGAUAAUGAUUUGCACUACCAAACAGAUACAGUAUUUUCUUUUCUUUUCUUUUCUUUUUUCUUUUUAAAAAAACAUGAAACUGUUAGUCCAACACUGUUGGUGCCAGCCUGAGUAUAAGACCAAAGAACACUGCUGGUAUCAUUUUUGUUAUAAACCUGUCAAUAUUUUUCGUCUUAUAAAUGUUUAAGACUGCCUCUCAAUAGAUGCUUUAUAAAAACUUUUAGUUUUGUUUUGUUGAAUAGUCCAGCUUUUAUACUGUCAGCACUCGAGUUUGUCAAUAAUGUAGAGGAAUACUUAUUAGAAAUAAAGUUUAUGACAUGAAUAGAAAACUACAUGUGAAGAAAAUAUUGUAAAAGGUCAAUGAAGACUUGAUCAGUGUUAUAGCUGUAGUGUAUGUAUAGAUUAGGGUGGUGUACAGCACUGUUAUCUGUGGCUGUGGCUGAAUAUGUAAAGUGGGUUGGUGAUUUGAUUCCCAAUUUCUCUGGUCCACCUGUCAAAGUGUCCAGGGCUCAAAAUCAGCAUCAACCACCAGUCAAGUACUGGUAAAAUAUAUUGAUAGAUUUGCUUCACUCACCACCCAAAAAAACAAGGUUAAUCUAUUGAGUGGUUGGUAAAGAUUUGAACACUCACUAACCUUUUGACUAGUGGACAAAAAAGUUAAUUUUGAACCCUGAUCGUCUGACCUUACAUUGCAGAUCGCUGCCAUCAGUGUGUGAAUGAGAAGCAAAAUUAUAGAGCUUUGAUAAAAGCACUAAAUAACUGCUAACUGCUUUAUUUGUGAAGUUUGUAACUGCGGAUUCAAAGUGAUU